AUGGAAAACAAUACUAAUAAUAGUAAAGGAAUGAGAAAAGGAGCUUGGAAUAAAGAGGAAGAUCUUCUUCUCAGAGACUGCAUUCGUAAAUACGGAGAAGGGAAAUGGCAUCUCGUCCCUCUCCGAGCUGGGUUGAACAGAUGUAGGAAGAGUUGCAGGCUGAGAUGGCUCAAUUAUCUCAGACCAGAUCUUAACAGAGGCUUUUUUACGAAUGAUGAAGUUGAUCUCAUCGUCAGGCUUCAUAAAUUGUUAGGGAACAGAUGGUCGUUGAUCGCCGGCAGACUUCCCGGACGGACUGCCAACGACGUCAAGAACUUCUGGAACAGCCACAUUUCAAAGCGACCGCCGCCUCCGCCCAAAGAAAAAGCCAUCACCGAGAGCAACAUCGUAAGGCCUCGAGCUCGGACCUUCUCCAACUCACACCCACCGGCUUGGUCCACCAAACUAAUCGCUUCCGAGAAAAUUCCAACGAACAACGAUCCAACGAGGCCGUCUUCAUCGGCUCUGCAGGACGAUCUGGACGAGUGCAUGCGAUGGUGGGGAGACUUGCUCGAGAUGUCGGAAAAUGGGGAAAAAAUCCGUUUAUGUUCUCCGAUAAUAACGUGGCGAGUUUGCCCGAGCCGGGGAUCGGCAAUCUAG
Salvia splendens (bonfire salvia) is the source of this 639-nucleotide messenger RNA. RefSeq names its product transcription factor MYB114. The transcript has 3 exons. NCBI's taxonomy places the organism in Eukaryota, Viridiplantae, Streptophyta, Magnoliopsida, Lamiales, Lamiaceae. The coding region runs from base 1 to 639 and encodes 212 amino acids. The record is from RefSeq and is a predicted model, not a curated record.